Messenger RNA from Copidosoma floridanum, 1037 nucleotides. It is a transcript of the gene Surf6, whose product is annotated as Surfeit locus protein 6. Gene Ontology annotation, molecular function: DNA binding; RNA binding. Lineage: Eukaryota; Metazoa; Arthropoda; Insecta; Hymenoptera; Encyrtidae. The record is from RefSeq and is a predicted model, not a curated record. Gene Ontology annotation, cellular component: nucleolus. Gene Ontology annotation, biological process: ribosomal small subunit biogenesis; ribosomal large subunit biogenesis.
UGAACUUUUACGGUUAAGUUUAAGACACAUCUGAUUACAUAGCAGUGUUUACAAACAACAAUCACCUUGUUUAACACGUGUGUCAACCAACCAAACAUGAAAUUAAAGAUGGAAAAGCCGUUUAACAAAAAAUUAACGAGAAAAUUACUUGUGGAAGAGGAUGGAUUUAUUUCUAAAGUUUUCGCUGGAAUGCCGCUACCUGCACAAGAAAUCGUUGCCCUAAAUCACGAGUCAUUUUUACAGUACAGAAAUAAAUUUCAAAGAAAAGAGUUUGGAGAACCUCAUAAGAAAGCCAAAAACUUUGAAGAAUUGCAAGCUAAAAUUGAUGAAUUAAAAGGCAAGAAACUGAAUUAUAAAGAAAAGCUUAUGAAAAAAGGCUUAAAGAACAGGAUUCAGAAAAAAGCAAAGAAAGAUCAGAGGCAAAAGGACAAACAGCGAGCUAGACUGGAACAAAAGUCUGUUCAGGCGUCUCAAGCUCAAGGCAAAGAAGAUGAUGAGGGAGAAGAUGAAAAACCUAAAAUUUCAAAACCACAGAAACCAAUAUUCAAUUCGCAGGGACACAUGGUAUUUAGUAAAUUUGACUUUUCGGAUAUUGGGACCAAAAAGAAGCCUGUCAAGACUGAAAAAGAUCCAAAAAAGCUUCUGGAACACUUGACUGAGAAGAAAAAAAAGUUAAAGGAACUCAUACAGUCUGGUGAUAAAGAAAAAGCUUUAGAAAUAAAAGAAAAAGAUGCUUGGAAGGCAGCAUUAGCCAAAUCUACGGGAGAAAAGGUCAAAGAUGAUCCAGAGCUUCUAAAGCGUACAAUAAAAAGAGAAGAACAGAGGAAAUUAAAAAGCAAAAGGAAGUGGGAAGCUAGAAAUGAAAAAACACAGGCUGGUAUCCAAGAAAGGCAACAAAAGAGAUCAGAAAAUAUAAUGAAGAGAAAAAAAGACGUGAAAAAAAAUAAAUUGAAAAAGGCAUCUAAAAAGGGUCGUAUAAUUCCAGGUUUCUAGGGUAAUUAAAUCUUAUAUUUAAUUUAGGAAUUGAAUUAUAAAUA